Messenger RNA from Oncorhynchus masou masou (cherry salmon), 569 nucleotides. Its product is annotated as claudin-4-like. Gene Ontology annotation, biological process: bicellular tight junction assembly; cell adhesion. NCBI's taxonomy places the organism in Eukaryota, Metazoa, Chordata, Actinopteri, Salmoniformes, Salmonidae. The transcript has a single exon. The coding region runs from base 36 to 569 and encodes 177 amino acids. The record is from RefSeq and is a predicted model, not a curated record. Gene Ontology annotation, molecular function: structural molecule activity. Gene Ontology annotation, cellular component: bicellular tight junction; plasma membrane.
GGGCAGGUGUAGAGAAAUGUACCCAGGGACCCAGUAUGUCGAUGGACGUGGAGAUUGUGGGCAUCGUCCUGGGAGUCAUAGGAUUAAUCACCACCAUUGUAGUGUGUGCACUCCCCACCUGGAUGGAGACAACCUUCACAGCAGCUAACUUUGUCACCACGGAGGUGGUCUGGGACGGCCUGUGGAUAAGCUGUGUGAAAAGGAGCACGAGCCACAUUCAGUGUGAGGUCUACGACUCCAUGCCAAGCUCCGCAUGGAGCUCCAACCUGCAGGCCACCAGAGCCAUGACCAUCAUGGCUAUUAUCCUGGGGUUUCUGGGAGUCAUGGUCUCCAUGGUCGGGCACAAGACCACCAACUACAUUAAGGGCAAGAUAUACAAGUUGAUCAUUAUAACAGGAAUAUUCUUCAUCCUGGCCGGAUUUCUCAUCCUCAUUCCUGUCUCCUGGAAGGCCAGGGAAAUCCUCAGCGACUCCUCCAAUAAGUUGACUAGAGAGAAGAGGGAACUGGGGGAGCGCUCUACUUCGGCUGGGGGCUGCAGCCUUUCUCCUGAUUGGAGGGGCCAUACUUAG